CCCCUCAGUAACUUGGCCGCCUUUUAUCGGGCGGGCGCCGAGGCGCUGAGUUUAGUGGUGCCGGAGCCGCGGCGCGGAGGAAGGGAGGGCGGCGGGGGCCCGGCGCGGCCGGGACGAUGCUGCGGCUGGUGUCGCUGAAGUUGGGGCGGCUGUACCGCUACGUGAAGCUGGCGGUGCUGGGCAGCCUGGCGGCGGCGCUGGUGCUGAACACGCACUCGCUACUGGCCUCGCUGCAGCGCAACGAGCUGGCGGAGCGGCGCUUCCUGCAGCUCAAUAAGUGCCCGGCCUGCUGGGGCACCAGCUGGUGCCGCAAGUUCCUCAACGGGCAGCUGCGCCUGGAGAGCUGGGGCCGCCUGCGCCUCUUCGACUUCUUCAACGUGAAGAACGUGUACUUCGCGCGCUACGGGGAGCCCCGCGAGGGCAGCCGCCGCGUCGUGCUGAAGCGCCUGGGCUCGGCGCAGGAGCUGGCCGACAUCGACGCCAAGAUCUGCCGGCGCGCCACCGGCAGGGGGCGCUGCGACCUGCUGCAGGCGCUGCACGCCACCGAGUUCGCCAGCCUGAACGGCGACGUGCGGCUGCUCACCCCCGACGCCGUGGAGGGCUGGUCCGACCUGGUGCACUGCCCCUCGCAGCGCCUGCUCGACCGCCUGGUGCGCCGCUACGCCGAGACCAAGGACUCGGGCAGCUUCCUGCUGCGCAACCUGAAGGACUCGGAGCGCAUGCAGCUCCUCAUCACCCUCGCCUUCAACCCCGAACCGCUGGUGCUGCAGAGUUUCCCAUCUGAUGAGGGUUGGCCAUUCGCAAAGUACUUAGGAGCGUGUGGAAGAAUGGUGGCUGUCAAUUAUGUUGGAGAAGAGCUGUGGAGCUAUUUUAAUGCACCAUGGGAGAAACGAGUGGAUCUGGCCUGGCAGUUAAUGGAAAUAGCUGAGCAGCUGACAAAUAAUGACUUUGAAUUUGCACUCUACCUCCUUGAUGUCAGCUUUGACAACUUUGCAGUUGGACCAAGAGAUGGGAAAGUCAUCAUUGUGGAUGCAGAAAAUGUUCUGGUAGCAGACAAAAGGUUAAUCAGACAGAAUAAACCUGAAAACUGGGAUGUAUGGUAUGAAAGCAAAUUUGAUGACUGUGAUAAAGAAGCUUGUCUGUCCUUCUCAAAAGAGAUUCUUUGCACUCGUGUCACUGUGGACCACAAUUAUUAUGCUAUUUGUCAGAACCUUUUAUCAAGACAUGCCACAUGGCGUGGCACUUCUGGAGGACUACUUCACGACCCCCCAGCUGACAUUGCCAAAGAUGGGCGGCUCGAGGCCUUGCUGGAUGAGUGUGCCAACCCAAAGAAGCGAUACGGCAGAUUCCAAGCAGCGAAGGAGCUGCGUGAAUACCUUGCACAACUCAGCAACAAUGUGAGGUAGUCCACGAUGAAAAUCUUCUGCAACACUGGCUAAAACACUAUUGCAAAGACACGUGCAGUGAAGUCUUGAACUUGUGCGUUCAAAAGAGAAAAUGAAGAAGUGAAACUAACUUAUCGGUUUUCUAAAUACCACAGAUUUUGUGGUAUUGUAAUGUUCCUUUGCAAACAGACAAGGUACUUACUGAAUUAAAACUUGAGCUACUAUUGACUUUUCUCCUAAGCUGUUUAAAAGGGAGUAGGUCAAAAAAGACUGUGAUAGUUUAAUUGACAGCUUGUGUGUCAAAGGGUACUUUACAUAAAACUGCAUUAGUAUCACAGUUUUGUGAAACUGAUGUUCUUACUUGGAAAGUCAAGUUAGACCGGCCUGUUUUAAAGGCCUAUUUCCUGACACGGUCUCAUUUUUGUGUUCUGUUGUGUUGGUUUUUUUUAAACACCCUGACGUGGCAUUUACUUACAGGUAAAUAUAGCUGCCUGCAUUGUUUCAAGUUUAACAGGCUUUCAUGUUAAUGCUGUGCAGUACAUUCCUACUGUGAGUGCAGGAUACCCAUGUUUACUGUCUAAUUUUAGAGGGUUUUACACUGUAGUUUAUUAUGCUUAGAUUUUUUUUUUAAGGUUACUUUAAACACAGAUGUCAUUUGAAUUAACACUUGUUUGAUGUCUUUUGUAGUUCUGCCAUUUGAGAUUUCACUUCAUGUAAUUACUGUACAAAAUCCUUAUCCUUAAUACCAGUACAUUCAUGUGACUGUUCUUCAGAAAAUCACGGUGUGAGCAAACCUUCAUUUAACAGACAUUCUUUGAGAAUUAAGGAAAGACUAAUAUAAAAAAAGUUAUGUGCUAAUUGGAAUUGGGGAUAGAAGCUUGACUAAAAAUAAAGAUUUGCUACUCCAGAGUAGUUGAGCAAAAGCCAAAGAAAAUGGUUUUGCCUGUCCAUUCCUAACCUAAUUGUAAGGAAAAAAAUGCUACCCUGAAGCUAAUAAUUCUUAAAACUCAAAUUCCCAUGUCCCUUCCGUACUGUUUGAAGAGCUUCUAAAACUCUGUGCUUACACUAGAAGAAAACCCUCAUUUGAAUAAAAAUGUGCAGAAAGUUAGCAAUUUGCUUCACAUCGUUACCAACUCUGUUCAAUUCAAGUGUAGUGAAGUUUACUGGAUAUUCAUCUUUUGGUUUACCAGCUGAGUUGAUUAAGCAACAUCCACUCUAGGCAUACUUUCUUGAACUAAGUUUGUCUAUUUCCAGUGCAGUUAAAUCUAAUGAAGUAUGGAAAUCUGAAGUUGCUCUGAUAAAUCAGUGUUGUUGUUACAAAAACCUCACAUCCUGCUACAAGAUCUUACUUCAAAGCUUGCUUUUCCGUUUAUUACUUGAUUAUAAUUUUUAUUUUUAUUUUUUUUUUACUACUACAACGCAUCAUUUUCCUGAAGUCAUAUUCAUAAAACAUUGCUCUUAAGAAAACAUAUGCAUGUUACUUCUGGUAACAGUAAUGAAGAGAACUAACAUUUAAGUGUAUGUGUAAAACAAUGUUUCAUGCAAGCUAAAAAUUCUGAGCAAGAUUGUACGUAUGGUGAUUUUUGAAGAGCCAAGUCAGCGUGCUGUUCGUACUGCAUCAGAAGACUGAUGGAAAUUGUUGCUUUACCAAAUUGCUGCAAGUGCAGAGUGAGAGAAGUAGCGAGCUCAUGGGUCCUUCUUUCUCAAAGCUUAAGAAUUCUUGUCAUCAAAAGAUGCAGAAUGCUUUUGAUUUCUUAGAUGACUAUUAAGGGUGUGUUAGCAUUCUGAAUUCUCACUUUAAAUCAUCUUUGCUUAUAUAGUCUAAUUUCCUCCCUAGCUCUUGUCUUAAUUGUUUUCUGAAGUUGGAAGGACCAAUGCAAGUUCUGGUCUUUCAUUUCUGUCCUCCAUUUAAAGUCUGUUUUACUUACUUGCUAUGACUUAAGCUGUCAGAGCAUUCAUAUAAUUUUUUAUCAUAAAAUCCUCUCAUUUGAGGAAGCUAGACUAGCAUUAGGUAAUACUACACUACCAUAAAAGCCUUGACUUAUCACUGAAGUUGAUUUUAUUGUAUUUUUUUUUUAAUUUUUAUUAAACCAUCCACCACAUUUCCCAAUGAGAGAGUGGAGUAUGACUGUUCAAGUUUUAAAACACUACCAGCUCUGGUUACUACUUGAGGCAGUUCUGUCACUGCUAGAAUGUCCUGUCAGCUUUGUUUUGGGAUUUAGUUCCCUCGGAAACAAGUCAAUAAAGUAGAUUAUAAAAGGAAUUUGGAACUUAAAAGAGGAGGGGAAAAAAAAUACUACAGGGAAAACAUUGUGGAGAGCAAUAAAUUUUGGUCAGUUUGCACCUAUCAGAUAUUUAUUGUACAAUAACAAUUUAUAUUUUUAGUCAUUGCCCAUUAUUGAUGAGCACGGUGAAAUAUUUUUGAAUGAGGUGUUUGGGGUUUGUAUGUGCAUUACAGUUGUCCUUUUGUACUGUAAGUUACUGUUUGAUUGGAAUAUUUUAUCAAAACUGUUUCCCUGUGCCUUUAUAUUACAAGAAAGUUGUUUCUGCAACUUCUAAGGAUAUUAAUAAAGAAUACUUUAAGAACCUCAUCUCAGAUGCUCA
Molecule: messenger RNA, 3989 nt
Organism: Lagopus muta (rock ptarmigan)
Lineage: Eukaryota; Metazoa; Chordata; Aves; Galliformes; Phasianidae
Gene: DIPK2A
Product: divergent protein kinase domain 2A
Exons: 3
Coding region: 117-1406 (429 amino acids)
Biological process (GO): regulation of phosphatidylinositol 3-kinase/protein kinase B signal transduction; cardiac muscle cell proliferation
Cellular component (GO): COPI vesicle coat
Source: RefSeq, a predicted model, not a curated record